UCAGUGCUGGGAGAAUUUUAUUUCACAGCUGUUUUUAGUCUUUAUUAAGGAAAAAUAACACGUUUAAUAUCACUACAUUGGGAAUAACUCAGGCGCCAUGGCUUCCUCCGGUGGGGCUGGAUGUUUCUGGAGUAUCUCCCUGUUUCUGCUCUCCUUUUGUGUCCGGAGUGCGACUCCUCGUCAGAUCGUUUACUCCGUGUCUGAGGAGGUGAGCCCGGGGACGUUUGUCGGAAAUUUAGCCAAGGAUUUGAACUUGAAACUGGACGAGCUUGAGUCUCGCGCUCUCAGGAUCGUUUCGCCGUCGUCUAAGAAGCAUUUUGAGGUGAACAUAAGAACCGGAGCUCUGUUCGUACAAGGCGAGAUUGACCGAGAGGAGCUUUGUCCAAACAGCAACGUGUGCACUGAAAGCUUGGAAGCGAUAGUGAAUGACCCACUGAACGUGUACAGUAUUGAUGUGAAGAUACUUGAUAUCAACGACAACACACCUGCUUUUCCAGGUAAAUCUCAAAGCAUCCGAAUAUCUGAGCACACAUUUCCCGGGGCUAAAUUUCCUCUGCUUAGUGCUGAGGAUCCAGACGUGGGAAGCAAUUCAGUAGCCUCGUAUAAACUCUCAGCCAAUCAGUAUUUUAGCUUGGAGGUAAACACUGAGACUGACAGCGGUCCUUCUCCAGAACUGGUGUUGCAGAAAGCUUUGGACAGAGAGAAACAGGCUGAAAUCCAGCUCACAUUAACUGCGAUCGAUGGUGGAAAGCCAGCACGAUCAGGCACGGCCAGUAUUAUCGUUAGCGUCCUGGAUGCUAACGAUAACGCUCCUGCGUUUGCCAAACCAGUGUACAAAGCUCAGGUUCCAGAAAACGUAGCCAUUGGUACGUUUAUAUUAAAGCUAAACGCUACAGAUCCGGACGAGGGCGUCAACGGUGAAGUGGUUUACACGUUCAAACAAGGCCAAAGAGGUAUUUCAGACAAGUUCAGCAUUAACAGCAGCACUGGGGACAUAGCAAUAGCUGGGCCUUUGGAUUAUGAGGAGGUUAACGCCUAUGAAAUCCGCGUGGAAGCGCGAGACAAGGGCCACAGUCCACUGGCAUCCCAUUGCAAAGUGCUAGUGGAGGUUAUGGACAUCAACGACAAUGCACCAGACAUUAAACUCUCCUCGCUGCUGGACAGCGUGAGUGAAGGCGCCAAAAAGGGCACCGUCAUUGCAUUCAUAACCGUUCAAGACAAGGAUGAAGGUAAAAACGGAAAAGUGCGCUGUUCAAUUUCCAAAAACUCCCCAUUUGUGUUGGAAUCCACGCAGGGCAAAUACUAUUCGCUCGUGUUGGGCGAAGAACUUGAUAGAGAAGAAAACGAGCUGUAUAAUGUGUUAAUAACAGCCACAGAUGAAGGGUCGCCGCCUCUUUCCAGCACUGCUGUGGUCACUGUCCGUGUUUCUGACGUGAAUGAUAACUCACCUCGCUUCCCAGAGCCAUAUAUUAACGUGUAUGUAAAGGAGAACAGCGCAGCAGGUGCUCUAAUAGCGCUAGUCUCCGCACGAGACAUAGAUGUUGGUGAAAAUGCUCACGUGACCUAUGCAUUACUCGACAGCUCCAACAUGCCUUUAGCUUCAGCUGCGAACAUCAACUCUGUGACUGGAGAAAUUUACAGCAUGCAGUCCUUCAACUUUGAGGAGAUGAAGCACUUCCAGUUCCAAGUUCAGGCCACUGACUCUGGUGUCCCUCCACUCAGCAGCAAUGUGACUGUGAACGUCUUCAUCCUGGAUGAGAAUGACAACAGUCCAGUUAUCUUACCUCCUUACUCUGAAGCUGGGUCAGUAAACACUGAGAACAUCCCCUACUCUGCUGAAGCGGGAUACUUUGUGGCUAAAGUCCGAGCUGUAGAUGCUGAUUCUGGUUAUAAUGCGCUGCUGUCUUAUCACAUCACUGAACCUAAGGGGACUAAUCUGUUCCGCAUUGGAAGCAGCACUGGAGAAAUCAGGACUAAGAGACGAAUGAGUGACCACGACCUGAAAACUCACCCACUUGUUGUGACAGUAUGUGACCAUGGAGAACCUUCACUAUCAGCUACAGUGACUGUUGAGGUUGUGGUGGUUGAAAGUCUGGACAGCGUGCAGCCUUCCCUAAGACAAGUGCCGAUGAAGGAGGAGGGCUUUUCUGAUCUGAAUCUGUAUCUGCUCAUCGCUAUUGUCUCAGUGUCGGUGAUCUUUCUGCUGAGCCUCAUCGGUUUAAUAGCAGCUAAAUGCUACGGGUCAGAGGGCGGUUUGAGCGGGUGCGGCGCUCCAGUGGUCACUACACACCCUGACGGGAGCUGGUCUUACUCUAAAGCCACUCAGCAGUAUGACGUGUGCUUUAGCUCAGACACGCUGAGGAGUGACGUAGUGGUUUUCCCCUCGCCGUUUCCGCCUGCAGACGCAGAGCUGAUCAGCAUUAAUGGAGGGGACACUUUCACUCGGACACAGACUCUCCCCAGCACUGGGAAGGUAAGUGGCAGUGUUACUGUUCUUCAAACUUGA
Messenger RNA from Colossoma macropomum (tambaqui), 2506 nucleotides. Its product is annotated as protocadherin gamma-A11-like. The coding region runs from base 98 to 2506 and encodes 802 amino acids. Gene Ontology annotation, cellular component: plasma membrane. Lineage: Eukaryota; Metazoa; Chordata; Actinopteri; Characiformes; Serrasalmidae. The transcript has a single exon. Gene Ontology annotation, biological process: homophilic cell-cell adhesion. The record is from RefSeq and is a predicted model, not a curated record. Gene Ontology annotation, molecular function: calcium ion binding.